Molecule: messenger RNA, 441 nt
Organism: Oldenlandia corymbosa var. corymbosa
Lineage: Eukaryota; Viridiplantae; Streptophyta; Magnoliopsida; Gentianales; Rubiaceae
Source: the annotation of a GenBank genome assembly
AUGCAAUCUUGCUCCGAUUGCAGCUGUUACAUUGGUGAAUUCAAAAAUGGUGUCAAACAUGGCAUUGGUGUCUACCAUUUCAGGAAUGAGGAUUGGUAUGCUGGUGAAUACUUAGGUGAUAAAAUUCAUGGUUUUGGGGUUUAUCAUUUUGCAAAUGGCCAUUGUUACGAGGGAUCAUGGCAUGAAGGAAUGGUGACAAAAAAUGUAGGGAAUGGGAUGGUGGCAAUUAAAGCUGCCUUACCUCCAUCAAGUGAUGUUGUCCUUCGAGCAGUGCAUGGUGCUAGAAAAACUGCUGAGAAAUCGAUUCAUAUUCGCACGAUAGAUGAACAAGUAAACAAGGCAGUAAUGGCUGCAAACAAAGACGCAACUGCCGCAAGAGUGGCUGCAGUUAAAGCAGUGCAAAACAGGAUAGAUGGGAAAUUUUGUGAGACUCCUUUUUGA